AUGGACCCUAAAGCCAUUUUACUAGAUGACAGCGCCAAAGACGGUGUUCGGGUUGAAGGAUCUAGCCCAUUGAAACGCAAACACGACUCAUCAAGUACAGACUCCAGCUCCGGUUCCGACUCGUCUGGCACAGGUUCCUCGGGCAGUGAAUCCUCAAGCGACGAAUCCUCCAGUGAGGAGGAAGACGAGGAGCAGAUUGCAGAUGAUCAGGUUUUGUGGCAGGCAUUGUUCCUGGAUAUUCACGGCGAGGAGCAGGACGAGGAACAGUAUUCGGAUAACGAUAGUGACUUGAUUGAGGAUCUUGAUGAAAAAGAGCAGUUGAAAUUGUUGUUAGACAACUUUGACGAGAAGCAGAUGCGUCGGUACCAGGUGUUCCGUAACGGUCCGAUCAAGCUGGGGAUCAAGAAGGUGGCGAAUAACACGCUUCCCCACCAGAUUUCUAACCCCAUUGCCACCGCCCUCGUGGGUAUUUCCAAGAUUUUUGUAAUGGAGAUUAUCGAAAAGGCAAAGCUAGUGCAAGAGCGGCAUCAUAAGGCCCGGUUGUUGAUGGAAUACCAGGAGCGGAAGGCAGCGCGCCAGUGUAGAAAGGAGAAGGAAACCGGGACCGUGAAACAGCCUGAGCUUAAGCUUGCCUCGAUUGAAGACCAACCACUUUUGCCGGAACAUCUACGGGAGGCGUGGAGGCUCUACCAGUUGGAGCACAGAGGGAACCCCACAAACUUCACCCGCAGAGGAGCCUUCGAUGGGCACAUGUUCCGAUAG
Babjeviella inositovora NRRL Y-12698 is the source of this 762-nucleotide messenger RNA. RefSeq lists its product as uncharacterized. Gene Ontology annotation, molecular function: protein heterodimerization activity; transcription coactivator activity. Bases 1 to 762 code for a protein of 253 amino acids. Gene Ontology annotation, biological process: RNA polymerase II preinitiation complex assembly; transcription initiation at RNA polymerase II promoter. The transcript has a single exon. Lineage: Eukaryota; Fungi; Ascomycota; Pichiomycetes; Serinales. The record is from RefSeq and is a predicted model, not a curated record. Gene Ontology annotation, cellular component: nucleus; transcription factor TFIID complex.